Choloepus didactylus (southern two-toed sloth) is the source of this 1772-nucleotide messenger RNA. Its product is annotated as E3 ubiquitin-protein ligase RING2. Gene Ontology annotation, cellular component: ubiquitin ligase complex; PcG protein complex. The coding region runs from base 143 to 1153 and encodes 336 amino acids. The transcript has a single exon. Lineage: Eukaryota; Metazoa; Chordata; Mammalia; Pilosa; Megalonychidae. The record is from RefSeq and is a predicted model, not a curated record. Gene Ontology annotation, molecular function: chromatin binding; ubiquitin protein ligase activity.
CGGCGGCCGCGGCUUGCACCAGAGUCUCGCUCCGGCCGCGGCCAGCGGAGCCCGAGCUGGGGCAGGAACCGAGUCCAUCUUAGGAGUUCAGAGUAGGAGCUGGCUGUGGACUGGAGAAGUCAGGGGGCCUUUGUGAAAAGCAAUGUCUCAGGCUGUGCAGACAAAUGGUACUCAACCGUUAAGCAAAACAUGGGAACUCAGUUUAUACGAAUUACAGCGAACACCUCAGGAGGCGAUAACGGAUGGCCUGGAAAUUGUGGUUUCGCCUCGAAGUCUACACAGUGAAUUAAUGUGCCCAAUUUGUUUGGAUAUGUUGAAGAACACCAUGACUACAAAGGAGUGUUUACAUCGUUUUUGUGCAGACUGCAUUAUCACAGCCCUCAGAAGUGGCAACAAAGAAUGUCCCACCUGUCGGAAAAAGCUAGUUUCCAAAAGAUCACUGAGGCCAGACCCAAACUUUGAUGCACUCAUCAGCAAAAUUUAUCCAAGUCGUGAUGAAUAUGAAGCUCAUCAAGAAAGAGUAUUAGCCAGGAUCAACAAGCACAAUAAUCAGCAAGCACUCAGUCACAGCAUUGAGGAAGGACUGAAGAUACAGGCUUUGAACAGACUGCAGCGAGGCAAGAAACAACAGAUUGAAAAUGGUAGUGGAGCAGAAGAUAAUGGUGACAGUUCUCACUGUAGUAAUGCAUCUACGCAUAGCAAUCAGGAAGCAGGACCUAGUAACAAACGGACCAAAACAUCUGAUGAUUCUGGGCUUGAGCUUGAUAAUAACAAUGCAACAGUGUCAAUUGAUCCAGUAAUGGAUGGUGCUAGUGAAAUUGAAUUAGUAUUCAGGCCUCAUCCCACACUUAUGGAAAAAGAUGACAGUGCACAGACAAGAUACAUAAAGACUUCAGGCAAUGCCACUGUUGAUCACUUAUCCAAAUAUUUGGCUGUGAGAUUAGCUUUAGAAGAACUUCGGAACAAAGGAGAAUCAAACCAGAUGAACCUUGAUACAGCCAGUGAGAAGCAGUAUACUAUUUACAUAGCAACAGCCAAUGGCCAGUUCACUGUAUUAAAUGGCUCUUUUUCUUUGGAAUUGGUCAGUGAGAAAUAUUGGAAAGUGAACAAACCCAUGGAACUUUAUUAUGCACCCACAAAAGAGCACAAAUAAGCAUUUCCUAAAAACAAUUCUGAGAAUGAACUUUUUUAUAGCCUAUUUCUUUAAUAUUAAAGAUGUACUGUCAUUACUUUUAUGGACAGAAUUUUGGAUAUGUUGUUCAGUUUUCUUUCUGAGCCAGACUCGUUUACACUAUUAGAGUCUUUUCCUUUUAAUUUAAGAUUUUCUUUUUGGAAGUGACUGCAAUUAUUCUGUACUUUUUCUUUCCUUUAAAAAAAACUGAGUUGUGUAUUUUCAGAGUGUGGUUCUAUUUAGAACCUCCUUCUGACCCAGGAAUUUUUCAUAGUUCUUUUUUCUUAAGUGAAAAUUAGUUUGCCAUCCUUCUCCCUGUGCCCUUAAAAAUAAGUUUUUUAGGCCUACAGAAUGUUAAAUAAUAUGUAUUGUGACUUUUUUUCCUCCAGAGUCUUGUAUAUUUAUAGUUUUCUAUAUGAACUAUAGUAUCUAAAUGAAGACCAAGGCUCAAAUUUACUGUGCUUUAAAACAAUUCUCAUAGGAUUAUUAAUUUCAUGGUAUUUUCUUCCAUAAUAUUUCAUUUUAAAAAGAGGUUCUUUCUGAACUUAUAUCCAUUGUCAUGCAGUGUUACUUUUUCCCAUUUUUUCUUGUAAUAAUUUUG